AUGAAGAUGCUGGAUAGAAAUGAUUCCUUAUUGACUGAGUUCAUUCUUGCUGGAUUAACAGAUCGUCCAGAGCUCCAACAACUCCUCUUUUACCUGUUCCUAAUGAUCUACAUCGUCACAAUGGUGGGCAACCUUGGCUUGAUUACUCUUAUUGGUCUAAAUUCUCACCUCCACACCCCCAUGUACUAUUUUCUCUUCAACCUCUCUUUCAUUGAUCUCUGUUAUUCUUCUGUUUUCACUCCCAAAAUGCUGGUGAACUUUGUAUCAAAGAAGAAUAUCAUCUCCUAUGUUGGGUGCAUGACUCAGCUAUUUUUCUUUCUCUUUUUUGUCAUCUCUGAAUGCUACAUGUUGACCUCAAUGGCCUAUGACCGCUAUGUGGCGAUCUGUAACCCAUUGCUAUAUAAGGUCACUAUGUCCAAUCAGGUCUGUUCUGUGUUAACUUUUGCAGCUUAUACAAUGGGAUUUGCUGGAGCCACUGCCCACACAGGGUGCAUGCUUAGACUGACCUUCUGCAGUGCUAAUGUCAUCAACCACUACUUGUGUGACAUACUCCCCCUCCUCCAACUGUCUUGCACCAGCACCUAUGUCAAUGAGGUCGUAGUGCUCAUUGUUGUGGGUAUUAAUAUCACAGUUCCCAGUUUCACCAUUCUGAUUUCUUAUGUUUUUAUCCUCACCAGCAUUCUUCAUAUCAAAUCCACUCAAGGGAGAUCAAAAGCCUUCAGUACUUGUAGCUCUCACAUCAUUGCUCUUUCUCUCUUUUUUGGGUCAGGAGCAUUCAUGUAUCUUAAAUAUUCUUCUCCUGGAUCUAUGGACCAGGGAAAAGUUUCUUCUGUUUUCUAUACUAACGUGGUGCCAAUGCUCAACCCCCUCAUCUAUAGUUUGAGGAAUAAGGAUGUCAAAGCUGCACUGAGGAAAGUGCUGGUUAACAUUCAGGGGAAACACACAUUCUAA
This is a messenger RNA of Microcebus murinus (gray mouse lemur), 951 nucleotides long. Its product is annotated as olfactory receptor 8B3-like. Lineage: Eukaryota; Metazoa; Chordata; Mammalia; Primates; Cheirogaleidae. Gene Ontology annotation, cellular component: membrane. Gene Ontology annotation, molecular function: olfactory receptor activity; G protein-coupled receptor activity. The record is from RefSeq and is a predicted model, not a curated record. Gene Ontology annotation, biological process: G protein-coupled receptor signaling pathway.